GACUUUUGGAGCAAACAGCUGUUGCUGUAAACGUGACACCUAUUUCUUUAUCCCACUGUUCGCACGAGUUUCCACUUAGAUCAUUCCUUCCUCAAGCUACCAUUCUAUGUCAAAGGAGGGAAAUACCAUUACGCCAGCUUUCUCCCCUCGAUAAUCACUCCCUGUGCUUCGAUUCCUACAUCUGAACGAGCUUAGUUAACCUCAUACCCUGCUACUCCACCUGUACAUUACCCUAGGGAGCCCAUAGAAUGACGAGCAGAAUUCUAUCUCAAAUAUUCAACCAGAACUCUGCAAGUAUAUACGAGACCCUUCGCCAGCAUGACGCAACUGAUAACUCGGACGACGACGAUGACCUCGAGGAGCGAGCCGGUAUGCUGGCCCUAGAUAAUGGCUCGCACUUACCCCCACUGGACAUCCAAGACGGCCUGGAAGACAGCAACUUUGAAUUACAGCAACAACCCCCCGCUCCCUCAGAGUCUUCAUUCAUGGCUUCAGAGAACAACCGGCGAUCUUACUUUUCCUCGAUGAGCAGAUCUAAAAAGAAUAUCUACGCUCCGCCACGGUAUAGAGACGAAGAGGAGGGUGAUGAUGAAGUUCCUGCAUCUCUGUUGUUGGAGACGGGGGCAGGGCCUAGUAAGAGGAGGGGCUCAACUGGCGGAAGGAGUGGAGGCGUAGUACCUGCACCGCGAGCCACGAGGAAUGUGCUUUUACCGAAUACCUGGAUCGCUACUGGGCUGGAAGGGCAUCAAGCUAGGGAAGAGCGAAGAGCCGACCGGAGACAGCAGAGUGAAGGGAAGGAUUUCCGACGGCAGGCUAGGUUGGGGUUGAUUGAUCCGAAGGAGCGUGCUCUGUGGAAGUGGGCAAAUGUUGAGAACUUGGACAACUUCCUCAAUGAUGUUUACGACUAUUUCCUAGGGAAGGGAAUUUGGAGUAUUGCCCUGCACCGGUCACUAAAUCAACUGACGCUUGCUUUUGUUGUUGGGUUUACUACAUUUAUGAGCCGUUGUGUCGAUUAUACGCUGGUACCUGAGCGCAAGAAGCUCUCAGAAGUGAUCAUCCCGCACUGCAUGAGCCGGAUGUCCGGGGUUACGACACUAUUCAUGUGGGCAAUUUCCUUCUAUUGGGUUAUUAAGACAAUUCACUACAUUUUGGAUACUCGACGUCUGUGGGAUAUUCGGAACUUUUAUAAAUAUCUCCUCGAGAUACCAGAUAGCGAUAUGCAGACAGUGACAUGGCAGGAAGUGGUUGCCAAAUUAAUGGCUUUGCGGGAUUCAAAUCCGACGACAUCAGGUGCUCUUCGACGCCGGCAUUUUAGUAGCCAAUCGAAGCAACGAAUGGACGCCCAUGAUAUUGCUAACCGGCUCAUGAGGAAAGAAAAUUACCUCAUUGCACUUUUCAAUAAGGAGAUAUUGGACCUCACUAUCCCUUUCCCGUUCUUGAGGAGUCGAGGAACAAUGCUGACCAAAACCCUGGAAUGGAAUCUUAGCCUGUGUAUUCUCGAUUACGUCUUUAAUGACCAGGGACAGCUGAGAACUUUGUUCCUCAAAGAGAGUCACAGGAAGAUUCUUAGUGAUGGACUGAAACAACGAUUCCUUUUUGCCGGCGUUAUGAAUAUCAUUUUUGCUCCCUUCAUCCUGACAUAUCUCCUGCUCCUAUUUCUUCUCCGCAAUGUCAACGAUUUCAUCAAAACACCUGCCAGAAUUGGGCACAGGCAAUACACACCACUCGCGGAGUGGAAGUUUCGGGAAUUCAAUGAGCUGUAUCAUAUCUUCCACAUGAGGCUGAAUAUGAGCUAUCCUGCUGCAGAAGCAUAUGUGGAGCAGUUUCCCAAGGAAAAGACGGCACAAGUUGCAAGAUUCGUUUCGUUUGUUGCUGGAUCGCUAUUGGGUGUUCUUGCCAUCGCCUCGAUAUUUGACGGCGAUUUAAUACAAGGAUUUGAGAUUGUUCAGGGGAUGAAUGGACUCACAGCGAUUGCUACCCUCACCACCAUUGUAGCCGUUAGUAGAGGAAUGCUCCCAGAGGAAAAUACAGUCUAUGACCCGGAAUGGUCCAUUAGGAAUGUCAUACAGCAUAUACAUUAUAUGCCCGACCACUGGAAAGACAAGCUACGUACCGACGAUAUCAAGAAAGAGUUUAUGUCUCUGUACGACCUCAAGGUGACGAUAUUCCUUGGGGAAGUCAUGAGUGUCAUAUUCACACCGUUUGUUCUUUGGGUCUCACUUUCGAACCGUUCAGAAAGGAUUAUCGAUUUCUUCCGGGAGUUUACUGUUCACGUUGACGGCAUUGGAUAUGUCUGCAGUUUUGCAGUAUUUGAUUUCCAAAAACCCGGUCGCCAAAGUAUGGCUGACAUACGUGAGGAGUAUUUCUCAUCCAAGGACAACAAAAUGCUCUCCUCAUAUCUUGGUUUCAUGGAUCAGUACCACGGCCCGCAGAACAAAGGAGGGGCAAACAAACGCCAGAUGUCAAUGCGUAAUUAUAUGUCCCCCAUGCUAAACGCCCAGACUGGCAAAGGAAAGGAUGGCCGCGGUGCCCAAGACCGCCGUGCAGGUGAUGGACGCCAGGAUAUGCAACAAUCAAUCCACCGAGACAACCCUGGAAGAAUGCAGGGCUCUCAGAUACUCCAAUCCUCCCUCUUAGACCAACACCACCAGCCACCACCUUUUGUAGCGAGAGCCCCGAGGCACCCUGCAUUCCACCUAUCCACAGCAGAAUCGCUCAGAGAAGAGGAGGAGGACGCUAUAGCGUCGGCCGACAAGCCAAGGGAACACUACCGCAGCAACCUCGGCGAGUCCUUCAUGUCCACUCGCGUAACGGGCACUAUGAUGGCCGCGCAGGCGGAGGAUGAUGAGGAGGAUCAGCAGGCGGGGCCACAUAAUGCUGGUGUACUAGACUUGUUGAAUCAGUUUGUUGGCGUGGAGGGGGCGGGGAGGACUGGGGUAAUUUAAUUUUAAUUCAUCCCUUUUUUAUAGCUUCUUCUCUACUUGUUUGGGGCCUUUGCUCUUUGCUUUCCCCCUAAAUCGUGUUUUUGCGAUUGGGACUUCUCCCCCUCCUUUGCUGCAGUGGCUGUGUGUAUGUGUGUGUGACUAUCAUUGGUAUUUCUAGCAUUGGGCGUUUUGUGUUUUCUUUGUUUUCCUCUUCUCUCCUUCCGUUUCGUUAGUGAUAACAUGGCAAUUAUGACUGUACUGGUAGCGACUGGUGAGCGACGAAUGGUGAAACGUGUGUAUAUUGCUGCGCUCUAUUUCCCUUUAUCCUUAUUUUUUUACUAAAUCUGGUUCCGGGAUAGUUAGUUAUUAUUGCUAGG
This is a messenger RNA of Tuber melanosporum (Perigord truffle), 3301 nucleotides long. RefSeq lists its product as uncharacterized. The transcript has 10 exons. Lineage: Eukaryota; Fungi; Ascomycota; Pezizomycetes; Pezizales; Tuberaceae. Gene Ontology annotation, cellular component: phagophore assembly site; autophagosome. The coding region runs from base 249 to 2945 and encodes 898 amino acids. The record is from RefSeq and is a predicted model, not a curated record. Gene Ontology annotation, biological process: protein localization to phagophore assembly site; autophagy of mitochondrion.